Messenger RNA from Cavenderia fasciculata, 7335 nucleotides. RefSeq names its product Non-receptor tyrosine kinase. The record is from RefSeq and is a predicted model, not a curated record. The transcript has 6 exons. Gene Ontology annotation, biological process: SCF-dependent proteasomal ubiquitin-dependent protein catabolic process. The coding region runs from base 1 to 7335 and encodes 2444 amino acids. Gene Ontology annotation, molecular function: protein binding. NCBI's taxonomy places the organism in Eukaryota, Evosea, Eumycetozoa, Acytosteliales, Cavenderiaceae. Gene Ontology annotation, cellular component: SCF ubiquitin ligase complex.
AUGUCUGAACAUCUAAAGUCACAAUCAUCCGGUAAAAGAAGAUUCUUACAAGAUAUACCAAAAAAUGAGGAAAAUGAUUUACAAAACGAAGUAUUUAAAGAGAUUGAUGAUUUGAUAUUGGAGGAAGAGCGAAUCGAGAGACAAAUGUCACUCUCGACUCCAUCACUUCCACAAUGGCAGAACAACAAUCAAUCAAAUAGUAGUAGUAGUGGAAGUGGAGGUACCAACACAUUUGGCAGCGGUAAACUACUCUUUCCACAACAACAACAACAGCAACAGCAACAUCAACAACAACAACAGUUCCAAGACAAUGUCAGUACUGUUAGUAGUACUGGUAUGAUUAGUAGCAGUGGAUAUUCAUCGGCAUCAUCAUCCAAUGUUAUUAGUGCUAGCAACAGUGACAUGGAUGACGACGAUGUACCAUUGUCACACAAGGCAACCGUUUAUAGAGCACGAUCCAAUACACACAACAACGGCAAGCACAGCGGUUUGAAUCAUCUGACACCACAGCAACAACAGUCAUUGUCCAUGUCAUCGAUCCAACAGCCCCCUGAUGCCAAGACCAAGAGUGCGUCACACUCGUUUUUGCCAUCGUUUUUGCCUUCACUCACCAAACAUCUUCAGUCACUAUCAUCAUCGUCAUGUUCAACCACGACCACCAACAGUGCCAACACCAGUAUGAAUAGUUUCUACAACAUUGUCAAUGAACAACUUAAUAAUAGUAAUGGAGGUAGUCAAGGUAAUUAUAAUGGUAGUCAAGGCAAUUACAAUGGUAGCCAAGGUACAUACAACAAUGGAAGUCAAGGUACUUAUAAUGGUAGCCAAGGUAAUUACAAUGGUAGCCAAGGUACUUAUAAUAAUAGCAAUGGAAGUCAAGGUACUUAUAAUGGUAGCCAAGGUAAUUACAAUGGUAGCCAAGGUACUUAUAAUAAUGGAAGUCAAGGUAAUUAUAAUGGUAGCCAGGGUACUUAUAAUAAUAGCAAUGGAAGUUAUGGUGGAGGUAGCAACAAUGGGGGUAGCUUGGGAACGUAUACUAGUGUAAUACCCACAGCCACCAUUCCACACCAUCCACACCUAUACACAGACACCAAGAUGAGUAAUGGACACGCUAGCAAGGACGACAGCAGUAGUUUUGUCGACAGCCAAAGCGACAGUGUCAGAGUUGUCCGCAACAACAAUAACAAUGGUGCCUAUGUCAACAAUACAGAUGACGCAGACAAUGAUGACGACGAUGACAAUGAUGACACGACAAGUCACGGUGGUGAUACGACGACCAACAACACGACGACCAGCUAUUUGUACAGUCCCCAGAGCAGCGUGUUGAGCAGUAUGCGCAGCAACUUUAGCAGUAUGAGCAACACGAGCAUGUCGAUCAAUAACCUCGUCAACGCCGAGUCGGCCAUCCCCACCCGCGACCCCGGCUUCUCACCCACCCCAUCGCCACACUCGUCGACUCAAUUCUCACCGCAGUCGUCGACCCAGUUCUCGCUGCAGUUCUCGGCCAUCAACCUCAACCACCACAGCAGCGGCAGUUUGUCCAACAUUAUAAACUCGCCAUUCAACAGCAGUCGCCAGAGCGCCACCACGCUCAACAAGAUGCUCAACGGAUGGGUGUGGGUCAAGAAUAAGCAAUCCAUCGUCAUUGUCGGUCCUUCAAAUAUUGGAAAGAGUUUCCUCUUGAACACGAUCCUGCGUACCUCGUUUAUUCCAUCCACUUCCAACAAAAAACCAAUCCUUGCUUCUCAUCGUCCAAUUGUUCCUGAACCAGUACAACCACAGCAACAACAACAACAAGUUCAACAACCAAUUCAACCACAACAAUUAUUAUCAACAGAACAAUCAAAUUAUUAUUUAUUAAGUAAAUUAAAGAGUCAUUUAUCUCAAUCAUCAGGGAUUGUGAUUCAAAAGAUUGAUUCAAGGUAUCAGUUGGAUGAAGCAUUCUACAAUAGUAUGAAUUGGAACAAAGAAAAGGAAUUAGAGAUGGAAAGUAUCUAUCGCAUGUCACAGUACAUCCACAACAAGACUGCAGCCGCCACUGUAACAGACACACAAAGCUUUUUGUUGCCCCAAGGCCGACUUGGGUCGUCACAACACUACAGAAUCUCUUACGGACCGAUCUGUGAGUUAUUGGUAGAGUUUAUGGCAGAAAGUGAUGUUCGUUCCAUCCUCUGGGAAUUACAUACUCAUGAUGAAAGAGCAGAGAAAUCAGUUCCCAUUCAUCCUCGUCGACUAGAAUAUUUAAUUUGGAUUUAUACUUCAGUUGUUGAAGGUAGUAUUGUUCAAAAUGGACAAAAUGGUCAAACUACAACUACCAAUCCUACUACUACACCAAAUCAAACUACUACAUCAAUUUCAAGUAGAGUCAAUUUAAUCAAUGUAAAGAGUAGUUGGGAUUUACCACUUGUUGAAAAUGUAAAGGGAUUGUUGGGAAAAACAUUCCAAUUUAAAGGUCUUGGAAAGAAUCAUCAAUUGGAUCGUAUAUAUAUAAGAGAAAAGCUAAAGGAGACAUUGGCAUGUUAUGGUUUUAUUGUCGGUGGCUUCCACAUUAAGAUUCCAAGCAGUAUUUUGUUGGGCAGACGUGAAAUCACGUUGCUAUCAGACGACACACGACGUGGAAGUGUCACCAAGUUUACCAUUACUCGUGCCAUCGACGAUGCCGAUCAGAUCCUCCUUGCCUUUGACUACCGUGGCAUGUCGACCGAUACCGCCGAUAUCCUCAUCUCUAGUAAAUUCAUCAACAAACUGACAAACGAGUCUUGUGUCUAUUUUGCAGAAUUGGGUGAACAAUUCCAAAACAAAACAACCUAUCCAAAAGGCAUCUAUAAUUCAAAGGGUCUCAUCAUUCAUCAAUUGAAGAAAUUAUAUAGAAAUUCAAGAAAUGUAAACUUUGAUUUAAUUUUAGAUAAUUUUAAAUUAAUUCAAUUAAUGAAAAGAAAAAAGAAAUAUUAUAUUCCAUUAUUAUUUUCAUCAGUUGAAUUAAACAAAACAUUACCAAAUGAAUAUUUAAACAAUGGGUAUGAAUCAUUGAAUCAAGUUAGAGAACAAACCAAUAUUCCUCAGUUGAUUAAAAUCCUUCAACAUUCCAAUCAACCAUCAUGGAAUACACAACAUUUAUUAUUUGAUAAAUUUAAACAAGGUGUCAAUGGUAAAUCUCCAUUGGUUAAUAAUAUUUUAAAAGAAAGACAACAACAACAACAAUCACCACAAAAACAACAACAACCAUCUCAACCAUCGCAACAAUCAUCACAACAACCAUCUCAAGAACCAAUUCAAACAAUAUCAGAACCAACUUUAUCAACUGAUCAACAAAUGGUUCAAUCAGCUGAUCAAUCAUCAGUUGCAACUGCAGAGAUUAUUAUAGUUGAUGAUGGUGGAGAUAGUAAGAUGAUGGUUGAUGAGACUGUAGAGUACAAGUUAUCUAGUUCAUUUAGAGAUUUACAUGUCAAUGGUACUAUUGCACCAUCUUUGUCGUCAUCCAAUACCACUCCAUCUAGUGCCAAUAAUAGUGCUGGUAACUUGAACCUGCUUGCCGGUAAUAGUGCUGGUAACUUGAACUUGCUUGCCAAUGUAGUUUCAAAGGCUAUCCCAUUGGUCGAUCUAACACACACUAGCUCGGCAAGCAGCUCCAACAAUAACAGUGCAUCGAGUUCAUUGUCAACUACCCCAGUCAACCAAUCAAGAUUAAGUUCAAACAAUUGGAGAAAUCAGUAUGCUCAAUAUCGUACCAUUGCAGCUCAACAACCUCCACCUCCUCCACCUCCAUCUCCACAACAACCACAGCAGCAACCACAGCAACAACCACAAUCUCCACAACAUCAACAACAACCACAACCAACUACCAAUCCCAAUUUAUCAAAUGUAGUUGGUAUGGAAAGAAUAUCUACUUCAUUUAGAUCAAAGUUUGUUCUUUGGAAACGAACAUUGUUGGCAUUGGUCAGUUCAGAAUCGUCAGAGUCUAUCUUUUUGACCAAGGUUACCGAGAGUCAGGACGGUCAAACCAACUAUGACUCGUACUUUAGCGCCGAUGCCACCUACUAUAACCCCGUAUUGUUGCUUUGCAAGCCGUUGAUUAGCUGGACGCCCUCGUUUUGGCGUGAAAGUAUCGUUGACAAGAUGCCACAACUCGAAGAGGAGACCAUUGCCUUUUCGCGUACUCUUUUGACAGAUAUUUCCAAGUUGUUGAUCAACAAGGUGCCCAUGUCGACAGAGGAGCGUACACAACUCAUCAAGUUGCUCCAGUACUGCCAGUCGGCCACCGACCGUAACAUCCGUACAAAGAUGGCCAGUGUCCAAACCUAUUUGAACCAAAACAUGACAGUCCUCAUCUACUCGCUCUGCGUCGAAACACUCUGCCAAGAGUUGACGCUCAAGGUCAAAGACACCAAGGCAAUGAUCAACUACCACAGUCUGCUCGAGGAUGGGUUCCACAGCGUACCUCUCAUGUCCUCUUCGAGAAUCCAACAAAAGUUAUUAGAGAUUUUAAAGUUUGUCGUUGCUUCUUUGGACUCGAUCGAGAAACAUUUGGAACAUACUAUGCAGUAUCUCAUGAAUUCACCAUUCCGUCUUAAACGUCAAGCACAAGAACACCAACAACAACAGUUACAACAAUUGCAACAACAACAGCAACACCAACAACAACAACUACAACAACUUAUCAUGGGAUCUCCACAACAACAACUACCACCACAACAAUCAAUUGCAAUUAAUCUUUCUGGAUCAAUCAUUGAAAAUUAUGUAAAUUUAGUAUCGUCAAAUAAUAAUAGUAAUAAUAAUAAUAAUAAUGGUUUCAGAUCACCAUUAAAACAACAACAACAAUUGUUUAAUAAUAAUAAUUUCGAGGGUAAUGGAAAUAUUUCAUGUGUUGAUGGAAUGAUUGUUGUCAAGGCACCAUCGCCAACCACACCAAAGAAACAACAACCACAGACACCAGGUUGUACGCCACAAAAACUACCAGUCACCCCAACAUCACCUGCCUCUCCAUUAUCACCAUCUGUACAAAACAACAAGAACUCGUUUUCUGGUGGAUACCACAAUUACCACAAUAGUAUUGCGGAUUAUAAAUCAAUCAUUAUCGAUGUGGACAAUGACAGCCAAAAGUAUAAUAGUAUUGUUUACAGUAGAACCAAUCUUAAUAAUAUUUAUAAUCUUCCAGCUCCAACUACCCCUACUAUUACAUCCACCACUCCCACUAAUACCAUUCCAACCAUUACUACUACACCACCCGCCAUUACUAAUUUAACAACUGUACAACCAACAACAACAACAACAACAACAAUGUCUCAGCCAAUAUCUCCACCACGAUCACCAAGCAGUGGUGGUGAUAGAAACGGUGAUAGAAUGGAUGUUGAUGAUAAUGUUGGUGGUCCAUUUAAAAGAGUCAGACAAAACACUCCCACCUUUAAUUCGGCCGAACAACCACAACAACAACAGUUACAACAACAAUCACAACAAUUACAACCAAGACCAAAUGUUUCACCACCACAAACACCAACCACUUUGGUUCAACUUUGUAUUUCGAGAAUUUGUCAACAAGUUGAUACAUUGUCGACGAUUUGCCAAGCCAAUCUACGUGCAGAUUUGUUGCAAAAGAUUAUCACGUUUUUGAUCAACCAAGAACCCGUCAAGGGAGGUAACCGACAACCACGUUGUGGACAGUUAGAUGACCACACCUUGACCAAGUUGGUCAAUCCAGCCAUCAUGACCACUCUCGAGUUGGAUAAUGCCAAGUUGCUCAAUGGAUCGUUCCUCCGUUUCGUCGGCAGCAGUUGUAACGUGUUGACCAAGUUGUCGUUGGCUCAUUGCACCGGUAUCACUUCAGAGUCCUUCCAAGUGAUUGGAAAUGCAUGCAAGCGAUCACUAGAGGUACUGGUGUUGCGUGGUUGCUUCCAGUUGGGAAACAACGCUAUUCUCUCGUUCCUCAGAGGUUGUAACAACCUGACCAACGUCGACCUGAGUGGAUGUAUCAAGGUGACUGACAGCUCUGUACACGAGUUGCACCAAAACAACCGUCGUCUGCAGAGUCUAGAGUUGCGCAAGUGCGCUCAAGUCACCGAUGCAGCGUUCCAGUCGUUCAACAUCCCCACGCUUACCAACCUCGAUCUCCUGGAGUGCGGCCAUAUCACCGACCAUUCCAUUAAUAUCUCGACCAACGCAUUCCAAUUUGACGAUGACACCAUCGAUCACCAACUCACUCAGCUACACCAACAACACCACCACUCUCACCACAGCGGCAACAUGCACAACAGCCACGACAAUGUCGUCAUGGCGAUUGACGACGACGCCAACUCGACCACCACCACCAACACGACUGCCACGGGCACCGGCACCAACCUCACCCUCUCUGCUGCAUCCAUGGCACUCAACAGUCUCAAGAACCUCACCCACAUUGAUCUCAAUCGUUGCAUACUUGUCAAUGACUCGACUGUCCUCGGCUUGACCGCAUACGCCACCCAUCUCGAAACAAUCAGUUUGGCUUGGUGUGAAGACAUUACCGACGAAUCCGUUCUUGCAAUUGCCCAACGUUGCACUCAACUCAAAAACGUCGACCUUACAAAAUGCAAGCAUGUCACGGAUCUCUCCAUCAUUGAACUGGCCAAGCAAAAGAAUCUUACACGUCUUGUACUAUUUAGCUGUACGCAGGUGAGUGAUCGCUCGAUUGUCGAGGUUGCCACACGCUGCCAUUCACUCAUCCACCUCGAUCUGUCACAAUGUGAAAAGGUGUCGGAUGUCAGUCUUGUAAAGAUUGCUCAGGGAUUACCAUUGCUUCGUGUGUUGUGUAUGGAAGAGUGUGCUAUCACUGAUACGGGAGUAUCUGCACUCGGUGCCAUUUCCCAAGGCUAUGGCUGCCAAUACCUAGAAGUUGUAAAGUUUGGAUACUGUCGUUUCCUUUCAGAUGCUGCUCUUGAGCGUCUCGCCGUCGGUUGUCCAAUGGUCGUCAACCUCGAUCUUUCCUACUGCUCCAAUCUCAUUACCCCACACGGUCUCCGUCGUGUCAUUGGUGCCUGGUCCAAGCGUCUCCACACCCUCCGUCUCCGUGGAUACAUCUCACUGACCAACGAAAACCUCACUCAGGAUCUAGUGCUCGAGAAGCUCAAGACUCUCAACAUCUCUUGGUGCUCCAACAUUGAGGACGCUUGUCUUGUCCAAUUCACCAAGAACUGUCCCAUCCUCGAAAACAUGGAUCUCUCUCGUUGCCCACGUAUCACCGAUGCCGCCAUUGAAUCUGUCAUUGACAAUUGUCCCUCUGUUCGUCUCAUCAACGUCUCUGGUUGUAAAGAAAUCUCCAAUUUUACGAUUCAAAAGUUAACUUCACUUGGAAAAUCAAUCUAUAGAUAA